AUGUAUGAGCCCACAGCAAAGCUACAGCCUAUAUCCCCAGAUGGAGAUUGUGCUGAUGAAUGUUUCCUGUUUGUGAAGUCUGAUGUAGAUGCUGAGCCAGAGGAGAGCCCAGGGAGCAGCAGUAGCAGCAGCAGCAGCAGUGGGGCUGUAGAUGCCCUCUCUACAGCUCCAGCCCCAGCCCCCCCUCAGGCUUCAGCAGGAGAGCCAGGACAGAGAGGAGACAGCUCCUGCUCUGACUCCGACAGUACUGUAGUUUCCAGCUCCUGCGAGGAGGAGGAGGAGGAGGAGGAGGAGGAGGAGGAGGAGGAGGAAGAGGAGGGGGAGGAGGAAGACCCCACUAUGUUCUCUUCCAAAUUCCUUAGUGGGGCCAACCCCCUAAAUGCCGUGUCCUCUGCUGUAAAUAAGUUUGGUUUAUUUGGAGAUGAUGGGGAGGGUAAUAAAAAUCAGAAAGCACCCUCACAGCAGGGGGCGAAGCCACCUGGAGAGCGGCAGCCUGGAGCAGAACCUGGUAAAGGCCCUCAACAGCAGCAGGCACCCCAGAAAUCUGGCCAGAGCCCCCUUAUGCAAAAGAGCCAACCUCUCCCUAAAAAAGAAUCACCACAGCUGCAUGGGAAUGGACAGGCUGGACCCACAAACAAGCCUGGUGGGCAACAAGCUGCUCCAAAGACAGGGACACAGCCUGAAGGCCAACUUAAAGGAGAGCCGCAAAAAAAUCAACCUCAUGGUUCACCUAAGCCUGGAGUUCAACAACAGACUAAAAGUGGAGCACAACCAGAAUCUCCAAAGGCAUCAUCACAACAGGUUCCACCUAAGACAGGAAUGCAAAAACAAGGGCCUAAAACUGGUGUACAGCAGCAAGAACCUGCUAAGACAGGGGUGCAAGAGUCCACAAAGGUUGGGUCACAAAAAACAGGAUCACAGCAAGGGCCACCUAAAGUAGGACAGCAACAGCAGGGCUCACCAAGAAUUGGACAGCAACAACAGGGCUCACCUAAACUUGUACAGCAACAACAGGGCUCACCUAAGGUGGGACAGCAGCAAGGCUUCAGGACUACAACCCAGCAGCAGCCUCAGCAACCAGGCCCUAAGGGUCCUGGUACACCUGGCCUGUCGCAGGCAAGGUCUUCAUCACCAGGAGCAACCAAAGCUGGAUCUCAGUCAAAAGCAGUGGCUAAGUCCCUUUGCCCAGUGUGUAAGACAACAGAGCUUAAUAUGCACACCAAGGAACCACCUAACCAUAAAACCUGUACACAGUGUAAAACUGAGGUGUGCAGCUUGUGUGGCUUCAGCCCUCCAGACUCAGACGGGCUUGAGUGGCUUUGUCUUACCUGCCAGAUACAGAGAGCUCAAGGAACUUCUGAACCGCCGGGACCUUCCCUCAAAAAGGCCACACCCAACAAAGUUUCUGCCACUCAAAACCAGGCACCAUCUUCUGCUGCAGUUGUCAAAAAAGACAAGUCAGCACCAGGGUCACCUCAGAAAAUGCAGUCUGCAGCAUCGGCAAAAGUGCCAGUCAAGGGUGAAGCUGCUAAAGGACCAGAGAGUCAAAAACAGGCCACUCCAGUGUCUGUUCAGAAACUGACACCUGAGACCAAGAGAACAUCAGUGUCUCAAAAACCAGACCAGACUAGUCAAACUGCACGCAAGCAAAGUGCCACCCCAGCUCCCCAGCAGGAGUCAGGAGGUCUAUUUGGCUUUGGUGGUGCCAAAACUGAAACUGCAAAGCCUGAAGAGUCAGUGACUGGAAAGAUGUUUGGUUUUGGUUCCUCCAUUUUCAGUUCUGCAUCUACUUUGAUAGCCUCAGCUGUUCAGGAUGAGCCUAAAACCACACCACCAGUUUCUCCCAAAAUGCAGAGUACAAAGGAGAGCAAACCACCUGCUGUCCAAAAGUCAAUGCAAGACAAGAAACAAGACCAACCCCAGCAGGCAAAAGGUCAUCCAGCAGGACAAGCGAAAGUGGACAAAGCUCCAUCUCAGACUUCAAAUGCAGCAGCAGCCUCCCACAAUGUUCCUCAAGCAGGCCAAUCCGCUUGUCCACUCUGUAAGAUGGUGCUCAACAUGGGCUCAAAGGAUCCUCCCAACUACAACACCUGCACUGAAUGCAAAAGCACUGUAUGCAACCAAUGUGGAUUUAACCCCAUGCCAAAUGUUAAAGAGGGAAAGGAGUGGCUUUGUCUAAAUUGCCAGGUGAAUCGAGCUGCUGGCGGAACUGAACAUCGGAAAGACAGUUCAUCAUUUACAAAAACUACUCUAGCACAGCCUGCACUACAAAAGACUUCUGCACCAGGAUCUCCUCAGAGAAAAGUAUCAACACCAGCAGCACAACCACCUAAGGUUGAAGCUGCUAAAGGACCAGACAGUCAUAAACAGCCCAGCCCAGUUCCUGGUCAGAAAACACCUCAGGGGAGCCGGACGACAGGUCCUCAGAAACCACCCACCCAGACAAGCCAAACUACACAAAAGCAGGGAAAUGCCACUGCAGCUGCACAGCAAGAAUCAGGAGGGUUCUUUGGUUUUGGUGGUCCUAAAAGUCAGACCGAUGCUGUAAAGCCUGAAGAGUCAGUGACUGGAAAGAUGUUUGGUUUUGGUUCUUCCAUCUUCAGUUCGGCAUCCACUUUGAUUUCCUCAUCUGGUCAAGAUGAGGCCAAGACUACACCACCAGUUUCUCCCAAAAUGCCUGCUGCAAAAGACUUCAAAUCCCCCACUGCCAAGAAACCAGAACAGGAGAAGAAACCAGAACAAUCCCAGCAGACCAAGGGUCCUCCUUCAGCACACCCAAGAGUGGACAAACCUCCAUCAGAGGCACCAAAAAAAGCAGUUAUUUCCAAAGCAGGCCAAUCUGCCUGUCCUCUCUGUAAACUGGAACUGAAUGUGGGCUCUAAAGAUCCUCCCAACUACAACACUUGUACAGUGUGCAAAAACACUGUCUGUAACCAGUGUGGAUUUAAUCCCAUGCCAAAUGUUAAGGAGGUGGAGGAGUGGUUAUGUCUGAAUUGCCAGAUGCAGAGAGCACUAGGAGCAUCUGAGCCUCCAGGAACACCCAUGAUGAAACUCCAAGCCUCACCAAAUAAAGUCACUGUUCCUGCCAAUGCCCUUAAUAAGGAAACUCCCCCACUAGAUAAACCUCAAAAGAAAGACAUCUCUGCACCAGGUUCCCCUCAGAGGAAACCAUCAACACCAGCAGAGCAGUCAGCAAAGGUUGACGUCGUAAAAGGACCAGAAAACCAGAAACAGGGCAGCCCAGCUCCUGGUCAGAAAACUCCACAGGAAGGCCGGAAGACAGGUCCUCAGAAACCACCAGACCAGAAAAGUCAAACUGGACGUAAGCAGAGCAAUACUACCUCAACUACACAAGAGGAAUCCGGAGGCUUCUUUGGAUUUGGCAGUCCUAAACCUCAACCCGAUUCUGAAAAACCUGCUGAAUCACUGGGUGGAAAAAUGUUUGGCUUUGGUUCCUCUAUCUUCAGUUCUGCAUCCACUUUAAUAAACUCAGCUGUACAAGAUGAUUCCAAAACUACACCACCAGUUUCUCCCAAGAUGCCUGCCGCAAAGGCAACCAAAUCACCUCUUGCUCAGAAACAAGAACAGGAGAAGAAACUAGAGCAAGUCCUGCUACCCAAGACCUCUCCAAUGCUACAAGCCAAAGUAGAAAAAGCGCCAUCAGAGCCUCUAAAGGAUGCAGCUGCUUCCCCAGCUGUUCCCAAAGCAGGCCAAUCUACCUGUCCACUCUGUAAGGUGGAACUCAAUUUUGGCUCCAAGGAACCUCCCAACUACAACAACUGCACUGAAUGCAAAAACACUGUCUGCAAACAAUGUGGAUUCAAUCCGAUGCCAAAUGUUUCAGAGGUAAAGGAAUGGUUAUGUCUGAACUGUCAGAUGCAGAGAGCUCUGAACACAUCUGAAGUCACAGCACCUCCUAUGAAACCUCACAGUGGAACUAACAAAAGUUCUCCAUCUGCUGUACAUCAGAAAACAACAGCUCCUAAUGAAGUGGGAAAUCUAAAGAAGGAAAUAUUGAAAUCUGAUGCACCUGUAAAGAUGGAGACUCCAGUGGACACACUUCAAAAGAAGGGGAGUUCUACACCAGGUUCUCCUCAGAAAACACAGCCGACAGCAGCGACACAGGCAACUAAGGUGGCUAAAGGACCACAAAGUGACACACAGACCAGCCCAACUCCUGGUCAGAAAGCUCCUCUGGAUAUAAUGGGGCCAUCAGGUUCUCAGAAACCAGGUGGCCAGGCAAAUCAACCUGGACUAAAACAGAUUAAUGUCACUCCAGGUACACAGCAAGAGUCAGGAAACCUAUUUGGCUUGAGUGGUCCUAAAACAAGGCCUGAUGUUUCAAAAACAACAGAGUCAAUGACUGGGAAAAUGUUUGGCUUUGGCUCCUCCAUUUUCAGCUCAGCAUCAACCUUAAUAUCAUCCGCUGUUCAGGAAGAAUCACGUACUACACCACCAGGCUCUCGUAAGAUGUCUGCACCAGCACAAGUCUCACCCAAGAUGUCUGCUGUGUCUAAGAUUUCUCCAAAAAGUACACCGACAGUUUCUCCCAAAAUGUCGCCAGCAAGAGAGCCCAAAACUCUUUCUCAGAAGCCAGAGCAACAGAAGAAACCAGAGGAAUCCAAUGAGAGCAAAGAGGAUAAAGCUUCAUCACAGCCACCAGAGACAGCAACAGUCACCCAUAAUGCAGGCCAGGCCAGCUGUCCACUGUGUAAGGUUGAUCUUAACAUAGGCUCCAAGGAACCUCCGAACUACAACUCCUGCACUGAGUGCAAGACCACUGUCUGUACCCAAUGCGGAUUUAACCCAAUGCCUAUAGGAGAGGUCAAAGAGUGGCUAUGUCUUAACUGUCAGAUGAAAAGAGCAGUUGGCGCAUCUGAGGUCCCAGGACAUCCCACAAUGAAGUCCCAAACAUCACCUAGUAAAGUUCCUUCACCUGCUGCAGUCCUGUUGAAGGAUUCUUCCAAACCAACCACACCUCAAAAGAUAGUCAGUCCAGCCCCUGCUGUACAAAAGAAGGAGAGCUCAGAACCAGUCUUACCACAGAGAAAACAGUCUACGUCAUCAGUGCAGUCAGGCAAACUUGAAGCUGCUACUGCAUCAUUGAAACAGGCCAGCCCAGCACCUGAUCAUAAAACACCACAGGAAAGACAGAAGACAGGUCCAGAUAAGAUACCAGACCAGGCAGGCCAACCUGGCCUUUUUGGUUUUGGUGGUCCUAAAUCUCAACCUGAUACUGCAAAGCCUGCAGUGACUGAGAAGAUGUUUGGCUUUGGUUCUUCCAUCUUCAGUUCUGCAUCUACUUUGAUAACUUCAGCUGUUCAGGAUCAGCCCAAAACUACUCCACCAGUUUCUCCCAAGAUGUCUCCUGCAAAAGAGAUAAAGUCACCUGGUGCCCAGAAGCUGGAGCAACAGAAGAAAACAGAGACAUCCAAGCAGACCAAAACAGCUCCAUCAGGACAGGUCAAAUUGGACAAAGCCCCACCAGAGCCUCCAAAGGCUGCAGCAGCUUCCCAAGUAGCUGUCAAACCAGGCCAGUCUACCUGUCCACUCUGUAAAGUCGAACUCAACGUGGGUUCCAAGGAUCUACCCAACUACAAUACCUGCACUGAAUGCAAAAACACUGUCUGUAUUCAGUGUGGAUUUAACCCUUUGCCAAAUGAAACGGCGGUGAAGGAGUGGUUGUGUCUAACCUGCCAGAUGCAGCGGGCUCUUGGAGUGACAAAGCCCUCAGAAGUCACUUCUGUCAACUCUCAGAUACUUGCAAAACCCCAAAAGAAAGACAUCAUUGGCCCAGGUGAACCUGAAAAGAAAGAGUCAUCAGCACCGCACUCACCACAGAGGAAACUGUCCGUAACAGCACAGCCAACUACAACUGAGGCUGCAAACAAGCCAGGGGGUCAGAAACAGCCCAGCCCAGUUUCUCAUCAGCAAAGGCCACAGGAGCCCCAGAAAACAUUAGGUCCUAACAAAACACCAGACCAUACAAGGCCAACUGAACGUAAGCAGAGUAAUGCCACUGCAGUGACAAAGCAAGAGUCAGGGGGCCUCUUUGGAUUUGGCAGUGGUAAAACUCAACUCGAUGCUGCAAAGCCAAAAGAGUCAGUAACUGGGAAAAUGUUUGGCUUUGGUUCUUCCAUCUUCGGUUCUGCGUCAACUUUGAUUACCUCAGCUGUACAGGACCAGCCCAAGACCACUCCACCAGUUUCUCCCAAGAUGUCCCCAGCGAAAGAGAUCAAAUCUCCCGUUGCCCAAAAGAAAGAACAACAGAAGAAGCCAGAGCAAACCCAGCAGACUACGACAUCACCAUUGGUACAGGCCAAAGUGGACAAAGCUCCACCAGAGCCUUCAAAGGCUGCAGCAGCCUCCCAAGCCACUGUCAAAUCAGGCCAGUCCAUCUGUCCACUCUGCAAGGUUGAACUCAACAUGGGAUCGAAGGAUUCCCCUAACUACAAUACCUGCACUCAGUGCAAAAACACUGUCUGUAACCUGUGUGGAUUCAACCCCAUGCCAAAUGUGUCAGACAUGAAGGAGUGGUUGUGUCUGACAUGUCAGAUGCAAAGAGCUCUCACAGCAUCUGAAUCAUCAGAUGCUCCACUGAUGAAACCCAAGGCAUCACCCAACAAAGUGUCCACACCUGCUGCUGCCCAAAAAGAUGUAAAUGCAGAUCAAAAGAAAGACAUUAUUUCCACAGAAAAAGCAGAGGUUCCAGACAAAAAUAAGGACAGUCCAACACCAGCUGCACCACAAAAGAAAGAAGAAACUAAACCCCCACUUCAAAUGGAUAUUACCCAGGCAUCAACCACUGCUUCACUGAAUGAAAAAAUGGCACAAGGUACUGUUUCAGCCCCAACAAAAGAGGAGAAAACUGGUUCACCACCAACCAAAGAGGUUCUAACCUCUACUGCAACUCCCACCAAAGAGACGACAGCUGUAGUUUCAGACCUCAAUAAACCACUGCCUACUCAAGCUCCUCCUGUCAAAACAGAUAUUGAAACUUCUCUCCAGAAGAAAAAGGAUAUCAUUCCACCAAGUUCCCCUGCAACUGAAGAAGUAUCUCAAAACAAAGAGGAGAAAGAUGGAAUACUUCAGGAAUCAGCUGAUCAAACAGUCACGUCCACUGAUGAAGUUCAGCCCAAAAAAUCGCUGGAAAAAGAAUCAAUCUCUGUUAAAACAUCACUAACCAUAUCUGCUCCUCCAGCAGGACAGCCACCAAGACAGGAAUCAGAAGGUUUCUCCAGCUUUGGUAGUCCUAAAUCUCAGCGUGUUGCCUCAAAAACAACCUCCUUCUUCAGUUCAGCAUCCACCUUGAUAACAUCUGCAGUUCAGGAGUCCCGCACAACACCACCAAGUUCACGCAAAAUGUCUGCCCCAGCGCAGGUUUCAUCAUCGCAGAUUUCUCCGAAGUCCCGCCCUCCAGUUUCUCCACAGAUGACUUCAGCAAAGGAGGCCAAACCACCUGCUGCUCAGAAACCACAUCUGGAAAAAAUACAAGACCAAUCUCAGCAGGCCAAGGCUCCUUCAUCAGGACAGGCCAAAGUUGACAGGGGUCCAUCAGAGCCUGCAAAACCAGAAGCCUCCCAAGCUGCUCCCAAAGUCGGCCUGUCUACUUGUCCACUCUGUAAAGCGGAACUUAACAUAGGUUCCAAAGAUCUUCCCAACUACAACACCUGCACUGGAUGCAGAACCAAUGUCUGCAACAAAUGUGGAUUUAGUCCUAUGCUAAAUGUAACAGAGGGAAAGGAAUGGCUUUGUCUCACCUGCCAGAUGCAGAGAGCACUUGGAGCUUCCGAACCUCCAGGCCUUCCCAUGAUAAAACCUUCACAAAGCAAAGAGGUCCCUGUUACUAUACAGAAGCAAGAGACCCCAAAGUCAACUUCUCAGGAAGACAUCCAUAAAGCAGAUGCACCCAAAAAGGAGCUUGCUAAUGUUGCCACAACCAAAGAAUCUAAAUUCCCAGCCCUUGGUCCACCAACAAAUGAAGUUAGCCCUAUACUUGCUUCAUUGCCUGACAAAACUGUGUCAUCCAUUGUCACAAAGACUGAAGAGUCACAAGCUUCACAAAAGUUUUCUGGAGAGACACCCCAAGGACAACCUGGUAUACCCCAGCAACAGGCUCCAAAAGCUGUGAUAUCUACUACUGAUUCUGUUCCUCCUCCAGAUACAGAGACAGGAAAGCCACACCGACAAGAGCCUCCAAAGGUUGGGACUUCUAUUGCCAAGACUGCUCCUCUACCAGAUCAAGAAGCAGGAAAGCCACCCACACAAGAUCCUCCAAAAGCUGGGACUUCUAUUGCCAAGUCGGCUCCUCCACCAGAUCAAGAAGCAGGAAAGCUACCUACACAAGAGCCUCCGAAAGCUGGGACUUCUGUUGCUAAGUCUGCUCCUCUACCAGAUCAAGAAGCAAGAAAGCCACCAAUACAAAAACCUCCAAAAUCUGAGACUUCUAUUGCUAAGUCCACUCCUCCACAAGAUCGAGAAGUGGGAAAGCCACCCCCACAACAACCUUCAAAAGCUGGUACCUCUCCAGCUAAAUCUAAACCACCACCAGCACAGCCAGCGAAACAGGAGUCAGGAGGCUUCUUUGGUUUUGGUGGUCCUAAAACACAGCCUGCAGCAAAGUCUGCUGAGUCAGUAACUGGAAAGAUGUUUGGCUUUGGGUCAUCUUUCUUAAAUUCUGCAUCCACUUUGAUAAACUCAGCUGUCCAGGAUGACUCUAAAGCCACACCACCAACUCCACGUAAGAUGUCCACUACAGCUCAAGUCUCGCCUAAAACUACACCAACAACUCCACGUAAGAUGUCCACUUCAGCUCACGUCUCUCCUAAAACUACACCACCUGCCUCUCCUAAAACAUUACCUGCAAAGGAGACCAAGCCACCUGUUGUCCAGAAAACUGAGGAGAAGAAACCAGAGAAACCACAGCAGGAAAAGACACUUUCAACAGUACAAGCCAAAGUGGACAAAGCUCCAUCAGAGCCCCCCAAGGAACCAACAGACACCAAAGUUGCUCCAAAAGUAGAUCUGUCCAUCUGUCCACUCUGUAAAGUUGAUCUCAACAUAGGCACCGCAGAUCCUCCUAACUACAACACUUGCACCGAAUGCAAGACUACUGUCUGCAACCAAUGUGGAUUUAAUCCAAUGCCAAAUGUGGCUGAGGUACAGGAAUGGCUUUGUCUGAACUGCCAGAUGCAGAGAGCACUAGGAGCAUCUGAGGCCACUGGACGUCCUAUAGCAAAACCACAGCCAUCCCUAAGCAAGGUUUUUACACCUCCUGGCGCUGAGCAAAAGGAUAUACCUACAUUAGUCCACAGGGAGAAGUCUACAGAAUCUACUGCGGUCAAAAAAGAGUUCACACCAACUCCACAGAAAAAAGAGACCCCCAAAGUUGAGUCUCCAUUGCCAACUGCUGUCCAAAGGAUGGAUACAGCACAUCAAGGUUCUAUGCAAAAGACACAGGUCCCUUCAGGUACUGAACAAGGACAAGGCAAGGGUGUUGCUGGCCAGCAACAGCCUGUUGGAAAAUCCCCACAGGUGCAGCCUUCUCAGACAACAAAGCCAGAAGUUAAGGCAGGCCUUGCAAAACAAGAAACUGGAAAACCACCACAACAGCCCUCAAAAUCUGCAACCCCUCCUUCCAAAUCUGCACCACCACCAGCUCAGGCUUCCAAACAGGAGUCGGGAGGCUUCUAUGGCUUUGGUGGUCCUAAAACACAACCUGCUACAGCAAAGUCUGCUGAGUCAGUGACUGGGAAGAUGUUUGGUUUUGGUUCCUCUAUCUUCAGCUCUGCAUCUACAUUUAUUACCUCAGCUGUUCAAGAUGAACCUAAAACUACACCACCUACUCCACGUAAGAUGUCGGCUACAGCCCAUGUCUCUCCUAAACCUACACCUCCAGUGUCCCCUAAGAUGUCUCCUGCAAAGGAGACCAAACCCCCUGCUGCCCAGAAAUCUGAGCCACCUCAACAGGCUAAGCCUGCUUCAUCAGCAAAGGCCAAACUAGAGAAAAUUCCAUCAGAGCCUCCAAAAUCUACAGAAGUGACCCAGGUUGCUCCUAAAGCAGGUCUGUCCACCUGUCCACUCUGUAAGGUCGAACUCAACAUGGGCUCCAAGGAUCCUCCCAAUUACAACACCUGCACUGAAUGCAAGAACACUGUCUGCAAUCUUUGUGGAUUUAACCCCAUGCCUCAUACAGCAGUGAAGGAAUGGCUGUGUCUGAACUGCCAGACUCAAAGGGCUUUAUUGGGACAGUUGGGAGACUCGGGAAAAAUUCCCCAGCCUUCACCUGUAUCUGCCAAGCCAGAGACCCAAGCCAAACAGGCAACCCAAAAGGCAGAGCCCAAAACUGCCCCUACAAAGGCAGAGCCCACCCCUAUAGCCACAGAAUCACAGCCCUCACCUGUCCCCAUCAAGGCAGUACCAACUGCAAAGGCAAAGAUGGAGCCUACAUCUGUCAAGAUGGAAACCACAGCCACAGCAGCUUCUGCACAAAUUGAGCUUGAGACCACACUCACACCCACAACAGCAAAGGUUUCACCUGUUACAGCAGGAAAACAGCCUUUGGAAGCAUCCACAGCUACAUCUGUUAUACCUGCCAUGGCCCCUGUGGAACAUACAGAAGUAACACAAAAGGUUGAAGUGCCAAAGGCAGAUAUUCCCAAGACUUUAAAAGUGGGAGAUAAAGAAGAGGCAGUGGAAUUUGAGCACAGUGUGUCAGAAAACCCCAAAACUGAAGCGUCUAAACCUGACCUUUCAACAGUCAAAGUUGAAGCAGGUGUCGUAGCAUCCACCUUCCCAGUGACUAAGUCUACAGUUUCACUCACCUCCCCUAUUGCUGCUGAGGUUGCUAUGGCUAAGGUUGUCCCAGAGACUGAAACACAGCCAGAAUGUCCUGUUUACGAGGAGAUUAUUAAGGAAGUACAGUCUGAUGAUCAUAUCAAACUUACAGAGCCAACACAAUCUUUACAGCAUGUUGAGGUGCAACCAAAGUCACAAGAACCACCGCUGGUAUUGGAAGUAGAGCCAGUCGUAGCAACUGACAGCAAGGAGGUGGCUGAUGAGCAGGUUGAAAAGAUUAUGGAUGCCACUUCAACUACAGUGACACAACUAGUAUCUACAGAGAACAUCAUCAUAACAGAGCAAGAUGAAACCGAAAAAGAAGGAAAGGUCUCCCUACCUACUGGGGAGGUUAAACUGGAGAACAUAGUUAUCCCUGCGGCAGCUACUAAGCCGAAAUCCAAAGUAGAAGAGCAUAACGAAGAUCAACCCCAAAUUUUACCCAUAUCACAAGAACUGGAGGAUGGGCAGGUGGUUAGUGAUACAAAUAAAAAUGAUAUGGAUACCCAUCCAUCCUUGCCAUUAAAGGAGGUAGUCAACACUGAGAGAAGGCGCCUAAGUUUCCAAGCAAUGGAUGAGAGCAGUGAAAGUGAGCUCACACCCUCACCCUCACCUAAAGUCCAGAAGAGAAAGCUAGAGGUGAGCAAUGUUUCAUCUAGCAGUGAGGACAUCAAAACUGAAAGUGUUGAUUCUUAUAUGGAAGAUGAAGAGUUCAUCCGCAGGCAGAUACUGGGUAUGGGGGAUGAAGAAGAAAUGUCUCUUUCAGAAGAUGAAAAAGAAAAGAAUCUGGCAAAUGAGAAAGCAAUCAAGGGGGCUGAGCUUGAUAAUUCUUCAGUGACAGCUAAAUCACUGUCAAGAAAAAGUAGCACAGAUAAUGAAGACAGCCUAGCCAAGAAAAAGGUCCUCCCAAAAACUGACACUGCAACUAAUCAAGAUGUUCCUGAAACACUGCCCAGUACUACUUUCAAGAAAGCUACUCCAGCCAUGAGACAGAGACAAAGCACUGAUGAGGAAGUAGAGAGCAUUACAGAAUCCCUGUCAAAGGGAUCAUCUAGUGUUCAGGCAUCUAGCUUUACUCCAGGAUCUUCACCUACAUCAGCCUCAUCUCUGGAGGAGGACAGUGAUAGCAGCCCCAGUCACAGGAAAAUCAGUGGGGACAAACAGCAUCGCAAAGCUAAGCACAGGCAGCCAACACAGCCUCUCCCUACCAUUGAAGACUCCUCUGAGGAUGAAAAGAUGAGAGAGGAAGAGAAGAUUAAGAAAGAGAAAGAUGAACUUAGGGCCCAUGACCAACCACUGUCUCCAGCUGAAGUAGCUUCCUCCACUGAGGAUCUGAGACAGGUCACUGUAAUGGAUGAAACCAGUAGCACAGCUGGCUCUCAGUACUCUGCAAGUAUAGAAUCAGAAAGAGAGGCUAGGCAAGCUCUGCAGAGAGGACGUAAGCCUUCACCAACAGUGAUACCAUACAUUUCUUCUGAUCCAUUUAAAGAGAAGGAUACUGUAACAAAAUUAUUGAGGAGUGCUGAAGAAGCAUAUGAGGAAAUUAUUCAGAAGACAAAAGCUAUUCCAGGGGAGAGUCCUCCUGAUAUAGAGCCACUCUAUGGAGGAAUGGCAAUAGAGGACUAUCUUUAUGAAUCCUUAGUUGAGGAGCAUGAAAUUAAGAUGAGUGAAUCUCAAGAGGAAGAACUCAAACAGGAUACCAGUUCUGAAUCUCUCAAAAAACUCAGGUCUCCAGAGGAGGUUUAUGAGGAGAUGAUGCAGAAAAAGAGAGAAUUGAUGAUGAUAGAGCAAGAGUUUCAACAGGCCCAGACUGCAAUGGAAACUUCCUCAUCAGGGGCUUCAUUCACUGGGGUUUCCUUGGUUGCUGAGACCUGUGUGGUGACCAUAGCCACAGAAGAGACCUCCCUCUCUGAACAAAUUGAUAUGCCUCCUACAGGGAUAGAAACUUCCAGUGAAUUGCCAGUGAAGAAAAAGAAACGUCCAGCUCCACCACGCCCCACUGAACCUCCAAAGCGCUCAGAGGUAACUGUUGCUCCAAGUACUCCUAGUGGAUCUAUAGGUUUUGUUAGGCCUAUGGUUCCUCAAGAUCCUGCACUCAGAAAGGCAUUGUUCCCCAUACCAGACCUCAAGAUUACCCAGUGUUCAUCUGGGGAGGAAGAGGAUGACAGUCUUGCAGACGAGUAUGGUGUUGGUAUUUCCUCUGACAUUACACCCAGUGAUGACUCUGAGACUAAAGAAGAUCAAUCUAUAAGCCCACCUUUAUCUGAAACACCUGAGAUGGAACCUAUCUGUGUGGUCUGUGAAAUUCCAGAGCCAAAACCUAUUCCAACCCCAAUAUCUGCACCAGAGCUGACCACUACACCCUCCCCCGUAUCACCAUUGUCACCUCCAACUUCACCAGCCACUCCAGAUUCCAGUUUGGCUUCUAAUGCUACAUCUUCAUCCUCAUUCCAGGCUCAAACACCUCUUUCAUCAGAUUCAACGCCACUGUCUACACCAACGCCUCCAACUUCAUUUGUAACCCAAUCACCCCCAGAGAUCUUGCCACCAUCACCUGCCACAACUGCAGCCGUACAGUCGAGUGGGGGAUUAGUCUCUCAUCCCACCCCAACCACAGUUAUAGUUACAAUUCCAGAUGUGGUGUCUGAUCCUGCCAAAGGUCAGACAACUGCCAUAGUUCCAGUUAAGGCUUCUACAGCUGAAACCCCAACUCCAGCCCGAGUGGAGACAUCUACACUUGUACCUAUUGUGGUUCAAAUGCCAGACUUGGUUUCAUCUCCGUCUCAGGUGCCUAUUGAGGCUCCAGCUGUUAUACAGGUCUCAGCACCGAGUCCAGUACCUGUUGUUGUUUCAGCUCAACCUACAGCCCUAGUAUCAGCUACAUCUGUAACAGUCUCCACUCCAGCUCCAACCCAUGUUGUUUCUGCUUCUAUGACUCUGGCUUCAUGUCCUGGGCCAGUCAUUGUCCAGAUGCCUGACCUGGUUUCAACUACAUCUCCAAUGUCUGCACAAACCCCACUACCAGUAUCAGCACUUGUCACUACCCCAGCUCAAGCCCAAGCCAAAGUGUUACACUCGGUCCCUGUGCAACCAGCCGUCCCAUCUAUGAGCCCGGUGGUAGUUCCAGCUCCUACUCAAACAGCCCACGUUCCUGCACCAGCUCCAGCAUCAACUACUAUAGUCAAAAAGAAGGUUCCACCCCCUCCUCCCCCUCGGUCUACUUCAGUAUCAUUACCUGAGCCUAAUACACAGCUGCCACUUGCAAGGCCUAUUCAGCAGGUCACCACUACUGUGACCAGCACUGUAGCUAUAGGAACCACAGUCUCUGGUCAGCCAAUGCAGUCUGUAGUUGUGGAUAUACAGCCAAGAAUGGAAGACAUACAACCAGAUAGUGUGGCUGUACCUCAAGUAGUGACCCCAACCAGACAAGGGCAUGUAGUUAUUAUAGUGCCCAGUGUGGAAAACAUAUCUCUGCUUGGACAAACCCCACAAGAUAUAACUAGUGCAGGGCCAAAUUCCACUCCUUAUAUGCCACAAGUUAGUCAAAUAGCCAAACACCCUGCUUCAAAUAUACCCAGCACAGAUUCAGCUUUGCUAACCAGUGAGGUGUCAGCAGUCCCGGUGGCUUCAGCUCCACCACUUCCACCUAAACCUAUGGCAGGGACAAAAGUUAUGGACACAGUAGAAAUACCUGUAGCAGAUACACCUCCACCACCUCCUACCACUGUCCCCAAGCCAACUGGUUAUCCAAAGCCACCAGUUUCAACUGCAGUGACAAUUGCUACACCAACAGUUCCACAAGUUUUUGUUACAAGUGGUCCUAGUCAAACUAGCAAACCUCCUCCACCUAUACCACCUAAGCCUAUAUCAAUUCCAGCAGGACUGGUUUUCAGCCACAAGCCAGGAGAGAGUGUCAAGCCACCUCCUCCUCCUGUGGUUCCCAAAGCUGCAACACUGCCUAGGACCAAAGAACCACCAAAUGCUCUGUCACUUAGCCUUACACGACCUGUGGAGUCUAAGUUGGGUGCAACAUCUCCUAAGUCACCUUUGUCGCCUAGAUAUGCAAAAUGUUUGCAAACUUAUGUUGUGAUAACCCUUCCAUCUGAGCCUGGCUCACCAACAGAGGGAAUAACAGUCCAGGCACCUGUAAGACGAGGCUCCAUUCCAUCUGCAAAAGUGUCAGGGAUACGGACCACACCUUCAGAGCAAAAAACACCCACUGAGGCAUUUUCAGCAUUGGCUACAGUUAGGAGAGCCUCUGUCCCCACUGUAAGGCAUCCACUUCCAACACCUGUAUCUCCAAAUGUGGCAGUAGAUCAAGUUACAGCUUCUGAGGAAGUGGUUGCUAAAGUGCAAGCCAGGAGAGACUCUCUGCCUUCUGUAGUGCAACCACCACCAUAUGUGGCUGAUGCUAUCACACUGUCAUCGGGUCAGGACACAUCUAUAAAGGUAUAUAGUGUACCUCCUCCACUUAAGAAACCAUAUGUGCAGCAGCAACAGUCAAUUACUCAGCCACUGCCACCACCUAAAGCAAUGUCGGAGGUCAUCACAGUGCCCCCAGAGUCAAGGGUUCUUAUUCAACCAUUAACAGUCCAAGCAACAGCAAGAGCACAGUCCGUACCAUCAGUUUCUCAGCAUCCAAACCUAGCCACACAGAUCAUAACAGUUUUACCAGAGAUGUCGACUGAGGUACUAAUUCAUCAGGCCCCAAUAACAACUGUACCUGUGCAGCCACAGCCUCUGACAGAUGUUGUUUUGUCACUGCAGCCUGAGGUACCUUUAGAUGUACUAUUUCCCCAAAAUAGACCAGCUGCAUUCCCCUCAACUGAUCUUUAUCCACACGUUGCAACACAAAUAGAAAUGGUUCAAAAAGAGCAGGAUAUACCUACUGAUGUCAUUGUCACUGAGGCAGUUACAAUAAGAUCAUCGAUACCAGGAGUUAGUCAGCAAUUUCCUGUUCAGCAGCAAUUUACAAUAGUUGAAGCGUUGACUCACUCUACAGAGCAAGAUUUGCCAACAGGUUUUAACAAUACUUACACCAUUGCUGAGCUCCCAUCAGUACCACAAGAAGUGACAGGGCAGCUAUCUACGCAACAACCACUUCUUGUAGCUGAAGUCGUGACCUGUCCUACAAAGUUUGAAUUACCUACAGAAGUCAUUACAACAGACUCUUCUGUUAGAAUGCCAGGAAUAGCAACAGUAUUUCCAGUACCUCAUCCUCUACCUGAAGUUAUCUCAGUACCUGAAGUAGCUAAGUUAAUGCAACUAACUACAGUUGCUAAGAUGACAACUCCAACAACCGGUGAAGUAACACCAUCACCUCUUGGGGUGGAAGUUCAACAAAUGGUAGUACAGCCAGAACUACCUCAGGUCUAUGGAGCAACUACAUCAACAGUCAUGUCACAUUCAACACCACCACUCGAGGUCAUAUCGUUGCAGCCAGAACGUGAAACACCCACAGAGAUUACGACAAAGGAUGUUGAUAUAAGAAGAGUUUCAAUGCAGCCUCAGGCAGCAGCUGGGAUGCCAGUUGGAGUUAUUACAACUGAAGAAACCACCAGUAGGAGGAGAACAUCUAUAUCUUCCAUGGUACAGCAACCAUACACCACAAGUGAGAUAUUUACUUAUCCUGCAGAGUAUGAAAUGCCCACACAGGUGGUUACAACUGAGGCCUUUGCUUCCACCAGGAGAGAAUCCAAAACCAUGCAGCAACCAUUACAGUUGGCACAGGUAGUAAACAUGCCAGCUGAAAGAGAUGUUUGUAUUGAUGGUCAUGCUGUUCAGGUUCCCUAUAGGAGAGGAUCUAUUCCUUCAACAGAACAAAGACCACAAGUAUUGCCUUGUUCAUCAGAAUAUGAUCAUCCUCUGGAAAUAAUAACCAGUGAAGCAUACACCAGGAGAACUUCAAUUCCCACUGCACAGGACAUUCCACAGGGUGUGGCUCCAGUCACUAUCACUAAAAUUCAGCAAGAAUCUAUUGAGAGCCAAGAGAUUCGAGGACCAGAAAAGGUUGUCUCCAGUAUGAGUCACAUGUAUUCUUCCUCAAUUUCUACUUCAGGCCAGCCUCCUGAAAACCUGCCUAGCCUGGUCACCCAGGUGGUCACUACUGAGGUCCAGAGGACCACUGUUUCUGUUGUCCAUGAAAGACUUCCUCAGAUCCCCCAACCCAGUGUGGCAAUCACUAUACAACCAGACGUAGCUAAAGUUCAACCUCUACCAAAACAGAAUGGGAAAAUAAUCUACCCUGGUGAUGUUAUCGAUUUACGUACCAUGAAGGUUGGCGUAAAGAUGACUGAACAAGGCAUGGAUCUGACACCGCCUGAGUCAUGUCGACAGUCUUUUUCAAGUGACACUAGUGGACGUCAAAUCACAGCAGUGCAACCUGAGAUUGUAAAUCUUAGUGCAGAGAUCACCCCAGCAACCACACUGUCUGUUGUCACUGACAGCAUCACAAUAGUCACAUGCACAGCCACCAUUGCCUCAUAUAACAACACUCCAGCAGAGAAGCCGCUUGAUUUGCAGGGACCUGUUACAUCAUUGCCUCUGCCUCUCACUACAUACAAACCAUUUGAACCGCUAGCACAGAUUGUAUACAGACCUGUGAACUCCCAGGCUGUAGUUAGUGCUAUAGCAUCCACAGUUCAAGACAUACCCAUUAAUCUUUCUUUUGGAGUCUCCACAGGAGGCAAACAGCCAAUUACUGCAGGCCCAGCAGCUCUCAGCAAUGGAUAUCCUGUCCUUUCUCUGGAGGCCACAGGGGCCAUGGAUCUUUCAAACUAUAGACCAGUGAGAGCUAUGGUAGCUUUGUCUGGCACAAGCCCAGGAGUAGUGACCACUGUUGUAGAGGAUGAUGGGACUCCAGUUGACCUUACAGCUGGUAGGAGGAGUGUGUGCUGUGAUGUCAUUUACAAGCUACCAUUCACAGGAAGCUGCAGAACACAGCCUCCGGUUACAACCCAACCUGACAACCGUUUUGGCUAUAGAGAUGACCACUACCAAUAUGACAAUGCUGGACUGUAUGGUGUCAAAGGCAUGAAUGCUAUACAAGCCUCAAUGUCGGAAACCAACCUGACAGAGGCAGGACUGUUCUCCUAUGAUCCCAAGAAUGACUAUGACUAUCUCAGUGGAUCUUCAGAUGGUGCCAUAGACCUUACUGCUGCCAAACUUUCUGCUGGUAAAGCUCUAGACUACACUAGCAAAGCUCCUGGAGGCUACCCUGGGAUGACUACUGCUCCAUAUUCCCAGGUCCCUGCAGCUGGGUUUGGUGUAAAUAGUGUUUUAAGAACCUCAGAUGGAAUAGUUUACUCCUCUGUUGCUGCCCCAGUUCCAUCCACGUAUGCAAUUACAACUCAACCAGGCUCCGUCUUUAGCACUACCUUAACACCUACGUCAACAGUCCAGAACCAGACAUUGCCGCAUCCGUAUGGUUUCAUUCCCAGUACAGACCCAGGACAGAUAAUUCCUUUUGACACUGGGCUACCUAAAGAGCUUUUACCCACUGCUUUGGCUGACAUUAUAACAGGGUAUCCGGACAUGUACUCAGACACCACCCUGGAAGCAAUAGCUGCCUCUCUAGAUGCCUUAGCAUCCUCCCCAAUAUUCCCUGGCUUAGACAACACCAAGAUGGCCCAGUAUCAAAUGGAAAGGGAGUUUCUAGAGCUAGAGAAGCUUAAGCAGUUAUGUCUCGCUGAGGAGCUGGAGUGGGAGAGGCUUGAAAUCCAGCGUUACCGUGAACAGGAGCAGCUUAUGGUCCAAAGGGAGCUUGAGGAGCUUCAGGCUCUGAAACAGCAGCUUCUCCUACAGCAAGAGGAAGAGCACCAUGCCCAUAUGGUGGCCCAGCAGGAGACCUAUGCCCAGCAGAAAGAGCAGUUGCAACAAAUCCAACAACUCCAAGUGCAACUGCAGCGGCAGUUAGAUGAGCACUAUGGUAGCACUGGUACCACAGGGAACCUCCUUGAUGCUAAAUAUGCUGGGGUAGGGGACAGUGGUCAGUACUGGCCUGUCAAAGACGAGUCUACAAUUCCAUCUGUUGGGACACAGUUUGAUGAAAGUCAGGACCAGCUUAAUCUAGUAAAGAAGCUUCAAGCUGAUCAGGACACAGGAAAAAAAAUAAUUGAUAGUGGAGUGCAGACAGAUGAUGAAGACUCAGCAGAGAAACAGCAUGUAGGAAGGAGAAAGAAGAAUAAGAGAAAUGUUGAUAGCUCAGCUCAGACUGAUGAUGAGGACCAAGAUGAAUGGGAUGCACCCACAAAAGCUCGACGACGCUCUCGAAAACAUAGUAGUGAUGGAAAACAUGGCUUCAAGGUCUCUAGCAUUGCUAUCCAGACAGUGGCAGAGAUAUCAGUCCAGACUGACCACUCUGGAACUAUCAAACGACCCAGUGUCCAAAUGGACACCAAGGUUGAAAUCAUCAAGCAUAUCUCAGCUCCAGAGAACUCUCAGAGAGGUGGUAGUCUGAGCUGUCAGACAGACCCAGACAGAAGGCACCCAUCCAUUGAGGUGGGCUACAGCACACACCUAACAGCUGAUGUCCCCUCUAAGUCUAAAGUCUUCUACAACCCAGUCUCUCCCCUUUCUCCGGAAAAGUCACUUGGAGGGCAAAGAAUGUUGACGGCUGACCCAACCAGAUUUUCCUCUGGUCCUCGGAUAUUAAAGGCUGGUCAGAAGUCUCUAUCUGAUCCUAAAUCCCUUAGUCCUACCACAGAAGACAGGAUGGGUGGAUACUAUGCAGACAGCUAUUCUGGCCGAGGCUCUCCCUCUGGCACAGGUAAGAAGGUAAAACGGACACUACCAGACCCCCCUCCUGAGGAUGACUCUCUGACAGGACGGUCAGGCUACAGCACCAACUCUGCUCGUCGCCGUCUUGCCCGCAGUACAACAAUGGCCCGUGCAAAGAUCCUGCAGGACAUUGACAAGGAGCUGGAUCUGGUGGAGAGAGAAUCUUCAAAACUUCGCAAGAAACAGGCUGAGCUAGAUGAAGAGGAAAAGGAGAUUGACGCCAAGCUACGAUACCUGGAGAUGGGUAUCAACCGGCGUAAGGAAGCCUUGCUGAAGGAGAGAGAAAAGAGAGAAAGGGCCUAUCUCCAGGGGGUGGCAGAGGAAAGAGACUACAUGUCAGACAGUGAGGUUAGCAACAUCAGGGAAGCCAGGGCUGAUGGCCUGGAGAGACCACGCACUGCUCCCCAGUCGGAGUUUGACCAAUUCAUUCCCCCACAGACAGAAGCUGAUUCCCAGUACAACACGCUAACUAGUCCCUACUCUCAUUAUGCUCAGUAUGUUCCUCAGACCCAAACUACCAGCCACUACACGCAGCAGAACCUGUAUCAGCAGCAGUCCAUUUACCACCAACAGGUGUCUCCUUACCCAACCCUAUCCCUCUCCCAUGCCCAGGCUCAACCUAGCAGCUACCAACAUGCUCUGCUUUUGCAACAGGGAAAGCAGCGACAAACCACCCUGUCUGAUUUAGAGCCUAAGAUCACCACCAACUAUGAAGUGAUGCGCAACCAGCCUCUGCUCAUUGUGCCAACCUCCACAGAAGGUGGCUAUGGGGUGGCUCACCUGGGGGGCAAGUAUGGCAACUUGGACUUGAGGCUGGGACUAGAGGAGAGGAGCAUGGCUUCCAGUCCCAUGUCUAGCAUUUCUGCUGAUUCCUUUUACGCUGAUAUUGACCACCACAACGCCAGGAACUACGUGCUCAUAGAGGACAUAGGGGAGCUAACAAAGGCAUCAACAGGGUUGAGCAACACCGGCUUGGGUUCUGGAUUCAACCUGCCUGAUAAGGAGUUGUCCAAGGCAGACAGACUGCUAAGGGCGGCAGAAGUCAGGCGCACAGCAGAGGUGGCAGAUUUUUUAGGCUCAUCUCGGCUUCAGAGUUAUACUAAAGGAGAAGAUGACACUAUGGAGGAGCCUUAUGAACUGAAGCUACUGAAGCAGCAGAUUAAGCAAGAGUUCAGGCGAGGAACUGAGGGACUAGAACACUUAACAGGCCUGGGCCUGCCCCAGUAUCUCCCCAGUGAUAGCAGUUUUCGCCACUUCCCUAAAGGAGAAAAAUAUAGCAUUGGCAGGCUCACCCUUGAAAAACAGGCUGCAAAGCAACUCCCAGCAGCUGUUCUUUACCAGAAACAGAUGAAGAACAAAAAGGCCCUAAUAGACCCUAAGGCCAUUACUAAAUUUUCCCCAAUUCAGGAGAGUAGGGACCUGGAGCCUGACUUUGGCAGCUACAUAGGAUCUGGAGCUUCCUCUGUGACCAAUCUAGCUGCCACGGCUAGGUUACUCCAGGAUGAGAUUACAUUUGGGCUAAGAAAGAACUUGUCGGAGCAACAAAAAUAUUUGGGCUCCUCCCUGGGGGCCAACCUAGCUGGGUCUCUUAAUCUUGGACAAUCCCUUGGACUUGGAUCCACUAUCAGGUCCACCGCCCAAGAUGAUGGCACCUACCCAAGUGGCACCCGUUCCCGACCCUCAUCACGCCCCUCCUCCCGCCCCUCUUCUGUCUAUGGCUUGGAUCUAUCUAUCAAACGGGACUUAUCCAGCUCCUCACUUAGACUUAAAACAGAAGGAGAUGUUCUGGAUGCAGCAUUUGCCCCUGGGGUGGCCAGAGCAAAGCCCACUAGUUUACCUAUCAGCCAAAGCCGGGGCCGUAUUCCCAUUGUGGCUCAGAACUCUGAAGAGGAGAGCCCUCUGAGCCCAGUAGGGCAGCCUAUGGGUAUGGCUAGAGCCUCAGCUGGACCGCUUCCUCCCAUCUCUGCUGACUCCAGGGACCAAUUUGGGUCUAGCCAUUCCCUGCCAGAGGUACAGCAACAUAUGAGGGAGGAAUCUCGGACGCGUGGCUAUGAUCGAGACAUCGCAUUCAUCAUGGAUGACUUGCAAGGCGCCAUGUCUGACAGCGAAGCACUAAGUGAGUCCAUGCUGGCUUUGAACAGAGACGAUGCCAGAAUCUUUCAUGAAAGUAUCAGACACGCUGGAGGCCCAAACUGGAAUAUAGAAGCCUACCACUUGAGGAGAGAGGACACAGAUUGGUUUGAUAAGCCAAGAGAAGGGCAUCCACAGAGUGGAAACAUGUCAGACAGGAGACAGAUGAAACUGGUCCCUUAUGCCUUCCCUCACACUUGUAUCAAGCUCAAGAGAGACUUGAAGGACACCAGUGUGUCAGCGAACGGACUUGGGAUCCGUGUGGUGGGUGGGAAGGAGAUUCCAGGGAGCCGAGGAGAGAUUGGAGCCUAUAUUGCCAAGGUUAUCCCUGGUGGUGUGGCAGAACAAACAGGAAAAGUUGUAGAAGGAAUGCAGGUGUUGGAGUGGAAUGGAGUCCCUCUGACGGCAAAGACUUAUGAAGAAGUGCAGUGCAUCAUGGGCCAGCCAUGUGCAGAGGCGGAGCUCUGCGUGAGACUCGACCUUAAUAUGCUGUCUGACCCUGAGCACCCACAAGCCCUGGAGCACCAUGUCCAGCUUAAGGCUGUAGGUGGGCAACGUUCCCCAGGUGUGGACCCUAAGCAGUUGGCUGCAGAACUGCAGAAGGUGUCUCAGCAGCAGGGUCCUGGUGUGGCAGGAGCAGGGGUUGGGCCUGCGGGUUUGGGGGUACCCUCUGCACUGGAGCGCUCUGCCCUCCUCCACUCAGGUACUGGGUCAGCUGCCUCCAGUGGUGUGCCAAGCCCCGGCCAGCCCGCAUCCCCGGCCAUAAACAAGAAACAACGGCACAAGACAACAGAGGUCAUGAAAAUACCUCAUCCCAUCACUGGAGAAAUUCAGCUCCAGAUCAACUAUGACAAGAACCUAGGAAACCUGAUCGUUCACGUCCUGCAGGCUAGAAACCUGGCCCAGAGGGACAACGACGGCUACUCUGACCCUUUUGUCAAAGUUUACCUCUUACCUGGGAGAGGCCAAGUCAUGGUUGUCCAGAAUGCAAGUGCUGAUAACAAGAGAAGGACCAGGUAUGCCCAGAAGACCAUGAACCCAGAAUGGAACCAGACUGUCAUCUACAAGAAUAUUCAUUUGGAGCAGUUAAAGAAAAAGACGCUGGAGGUAACAGUGUGGGACUAUGACAGAUCCUCCUCCAAUGACUUUCUUGGAGAAGUGUUGAUUGACUUGUCGAACACUGCCCAGCUAGACAACACUCCUCGCUGGCUGCCUCUGAAGGAGCAGAGUGAGAGCAUUGAGCACAGCAGAGCCCACCAUGCUGCUCAAGGCCCACCCGGGUCAGGCUCAGGUCAGGGUCAUGGUCAGGGACACAGCCAAGGCUAUAUGUCAGUGCCGGGGAUGGGGCUGGGGCAUGGAAUGGGACAGGGUCAAGCACCAGGACAGGGAGAUGGGAGUCAUGAUUCACCUAAAAACUCUGUAAUCAAGAGCAGAAGCCACGGAAUCUUCCCUGAUCCAGCCAAAGACAUGCAGAUGAUGCCUUUGGAAAAGUCACACAGCAGCCCAGGCAGUUCGAAGUCUUCCUCUGAUGGCCAACUGCGCUCCCAUGGCCCUUCCCGAAGCCAAAGCAAGAGCAGCGUCACUCAGGCCCACCUUGAGGAUGCCGGAAUAGCCAUUGCUGCCGCCGAGGCUGCCGUGCAACAAUCCCGCCUGCAACCAAGACCAGGACACCGACUGGGUGAUGUCUCAGGAUCAGUGGUGCUGUCUGCCCCGAGUCUUGUAGGAGACGCCUAUGGAGGUCUGGAUAGUGAAGAGGGGGCGGGCACUGGAGUGGACAGUGCCAUUUUUCAAGUGCCACGCAUCGGAAAGACUAUUCCUAACGGCACCGACAAAGACCAACUAGGGACCCCAGAAAAUGAAGGUGGUAAAACACAAGUAAUGGGGGAGAUCAAGGUUGCUCUCAAGAAGGAGGUGAAGACGGAAGGGGACCAACUGGUUUUGGAGAUCCUUCAAUGCAGAAACAUCACUUACAAGUUUAAGAGCCCAGACCACCUACCAGAUCUGUACGUGAAGUUGUAUGUGGUAAAUGUAGCCACUCAGAAGAGGAUCAUCAAAAAGAAGACCAGAGUUUGUCGACAUGACAGAGAACCCUCUUUCAAUGAGACCUUCAGAUUCCCUCUCAACCCAACUGGACAUUCUAUACAGCUUUUCUUGGUGUCCAAUGGAGGCAAGUUCAUGAAGAAGACCCUGAUAGGGGAAGCCUACAUCUGGCUAGAUAAGGUGGACAUGAGGAAAAGAGUGGUAAGCUGGCACAAGUUGUUUGUCAGCUCCACUCAGACCAACCCUUGAGCACCACACCGACAAGUUGGAUAUAAGAUAAGCCUAGAUGAAGAUGAAGCCAGAAUGUACUAGUUCAGAGGUCCGGUUUGACAAAAAGAUGAAUAAGAGAAAAAAUAAAUAAAGAAGAGGAAAUUAAAAAAAAGAUCCAUUUAAUUCCUCCAUUCUUCCUUUACUUCCUCGGUUCAUACGUUAUAAGAAGUAGGGAAUUAUGUGCUAAUACCAUAACAACUGUAUCAGUCCAACACUGCCAGCACACAUCCACCUCCUCCCAUGUCGGGUCUCUGUUGGUUGUGGACUUUACUUGUACGAUGCAAACAUGCAAACGCCACAACAGGCACUGAAACAGACUUAGCAGCAAUAUGGCAUUGAGAGCAGUGAUGUCUUUCUUACCAUAGUUCCAAUUCCACAAUCCACAUGACACUUUGUUAUUUUGGUGCUGUGCAACUUAGCUAACAUAUCUAUCAGAGGGAAAGAUGAAAAAAAUGUGAAUUUGAUCACAUAAUCAUCAACUGAAUUAGCAUUGUGUUUUAUUCAUAUGGGAGUCACCAUUGUAUUGCUCACAUAAUGGUUUUGACGUGUGUGGUCAUUAGUGUUCUUGAAAUAUUUGGAGGAAUGCAUACCGUUUUUGUAUCAUAGUCUUUCAGUUUCAAGUAAAAAGAAAAAAACAACAACAAAGCUUAUGUUGAACAGAGUCAGACAGUUGACUUUUGCUAUGGGAUGAAGAUAAAAUGUACAGCACCUCAGAUUGUAGAUAUCACAAAUGCAGACUACAGAGCAUAUCAGAGAAUCACAUUGUACAGUGUGACGUUUAUAUAAUAUACAAAGAUAUAGAUGCAGAAUAUAUCUAAAUAUAAUAUACAGUAACAGUUCUCUUGUCACUAAAUAUAUAUUAAAAUAUAGACAUAUGAUCUCUGUGGCUGUGGGUGGCGCACUGACAAUCCAGUAGGCUACUUUAGUCUAUGGUGUAGGCAGUCUUAAUAGCUGUUAUGUGAAUGUGGACCUAUGUGAGCUCAAGGAUGUUCAUGAAAAAUAGCUCCUUCGGUCCUCUGAUCACGCUGACGCACCACUAGAUAUUCAACAGGGCUGUGAUAAAUUAACAUUUGGUCAAGGUCAACAUCCAGUGGCAUAUUGCUAUUUCACUGGCAUGUGAUUGUGGAGGUCAAGUUGUAAUUACAGUGGAAGUCCAAAACACAUGCUGUGUUAAAUGUUACACAAGCCAACCAUAGAGGAUGACAAGAGUUUGUCACAUCGGUCUCAUGUGUACAACAUUUUACUUUAAGACAGUUGUAGUUGCUCAGCGUAUGCUAAUAUUUCUUUCUGAGUAGCCCAAUUACAGUUGGAAUAGACAUGUAAUUCACACAAGUUGUGUCAAAACCAUACAUAGAUCUGCAACUGUCAUUACUUCAGUAUGACAGCUAUGCUAUCUGUAUUAGUAAACACCCAACCUGGUCUCAGUUUUACUUAAAAAUAGUUUCAAAAAGAAGAAAAAAAUGUUCUUACCAGUCAAAUGUCAAGGUUCCUCUGUGUGUCUGGCUGUGCUGUAAAACUCAUUAUGCUGUUAUGUGUCAGUGACUCCCGUUGCAACACAGUGAACCAGCCUCUUUCACUGCCUGUGACCAAACAUUUACUCAGGCCCAAUGGGGUACAGUCAUAUUUAAGUCAGAAGAACAUAUGGGCCAAGUCUCAGUACUAAAGUGGAGCAGGUGACCCAUGUAUUCAUCUUGUAAUGUUUUGCCACUACAUCUACAGAAGGAAAAAAAAAACAGUAUCAAGUGACCCUCAGAACUGCUGUCAGUGUAUUUAGGCAUAUCACAGGGCUGAUGCAAUUUUUUUUAAAGAAUUAAAUAUAACAGAGGAAACAAGAAACACAUUCAGAACAAGAUGUCACUUAAUCUUAUAGCAAAGGUUCACAAAAAAGAGGAUAUAAUGAGGAAGGAAAUGUGGUUGAGUUUUCAGAUAAUGAUUUUGCUGUGCCAAUCUUAAUUUUUUUUUAUUCUAGACCCAUUGGUUCUUAAUUCUAUGCAACAUAGAUGUGUUUGAAUGCAUUUGUUUUUUUUGGAACUAAAUGUUAUAUUUGUGAACAUAUGGUCAAAAAAUAUGUCUUAUAGAAAAAUAACUUUAAUUUGUACAUCAUUGAAAGAAAUAUUAACUAUAUUGAUUUUUUUUUUACUGAUUUUAAUAUAAAUUGAUGUUAACCGCUGUUAACAUCUACAUGGAGCUUGUGCACUUUAUUAUUACAUUGUUUAUUUCCUUGUCUCAUUUUCCAACUUUCAUGACAAGCAAGAUUAUGUGUUUUGUGUUCCUGCACUGAAAUGAACUGAGUCAUGGUGUAUGUGGUGGCAGAAAAUAUUGUGGUGUGCAUUUUGUAUCAAUGUGGCAAAAGAAUACAUGCUGACAUGCUGGGGUUCCUAAACACAAUGCACAAUCUGGGAAGAUUUCACCCUACUACAUUAUGCUCAUAGUCUACUUAACAGUCUGUGUACAAAAUACAGUAAAUAAAACCUAUUCCCUCAAUGCUCAGUCAUGACUGUUUAACCCCUUGUGUUUCAUUAGACUUCCCUCAAGCUAAAUACUGUUUGUUAAGAUCAGCUGUUGCCUGUAAUUGUGAAACCAUCCAUUUGUUGUUGUUCUGAGGAGUGUGAAUGUGACUUAAGUCCUUUGACAUGUGUACAUAAAGUGUUUAUUUUCUACAAAGAUUGAAUGUUUAUAUUGUCCGAAGUUUGAGCAUGUGAGUGUCGAAAAAAAAUCACAAAAGACUUACUGUACAGCAAUGCGUGUCUAUAGUUGUAUAAGGGGAUUUGACUGUGUAAUCAAAACGUGUGCUGUCAUCCAAUGACUAUCUGUGCAACCACGUCCUGUAAACAGCUGAAACAACACAAAGGGAAAAAAAUCUAUUCAACUUCAAUAGUUGUCAGAGACUUUAUGUUUUGGAUGUUGCAUGUUUUGUUGAUGGUUUGUCUGUAUAUUUUGCCUACAGAUUAUGUUUAAAAAGAGAGUAUGUAUAGAUUUAUCUGUAUGCUGAUUGUAAAGAAAUAUGCUUGUAAAAUUGUCUUGUUUUUCACUCAGUGUAAAAACAAAGAAUCUACUGUUAUGGUUUUGUGGUUGUACACAGGAUGUGUUGAGAUAUUAUGCAAAUUGUGCUGUAAAAAAUCAGCUGUUUCCCCUGAGUCUAAAGAAUAAAUAUUAAGAAGAGCUAUAUUACA
Molecule: messenger RNA, 27227 nt
Organism: Dicentrarchus labrax (European seabass)
Lineage: Eukaryota; Metazoa; Chordata; Actinopteri; Moronidae
Gene: pclob
Product: piccolo presynaptic cytomatrix protein b
Exons: 37
Coding region: 1-24033 (8010 amino acids)
Biological process (GO): presynaptic active zone assembly; protein localization to synapse
Cellular component (GO): glutamatergic synapse; cytoskeleton of presynaptic active zone; GABA-ergic synapse
Molecular function (GO): metal ion binding; structural constituent of presynaptic active zone; protein binding
Source: RefSeq, a predicted model, not a curated record